CAACUGGAAGAAGCAUUGCUGUUUUGGGUAAGAGGAGAAGUAGAAGUGAGCAGACAUCAGUUCAGUCAGCUCUGCAACCUGGUCUGUUACACCUCCUUGUUGGCGAAAUGUUUGAUUCUGUUUGGAGACCUGUUAGUUGAAACUCAGUCAGAAAAUCCUGCUGUCAUCAUGGAUUCAUAUUAUAACAAGGCCAUCAAUUUAAUGUCUACGUCGUCGUCAUCUUCCUCUUCACACAUCGUCGAUGUUGAGGUUGAUGCUGUUUAUUCCCUGGCCUCAUACGCUGAUGCUCAAUACAGGUUGAAGAUUGACUACAUGAAUUCGUCUUUGCACGAGGAAAAGUUGAACCUUAUGCAUCAGGCCAAAUUUGAAAUUAAUAGAAUGAACGAACUGAGCCAAACCAAUAGCCGGUAUUACAAAAUGCAAGAAAGACAUUUGCAAAUUGACGAGAGGGAACUGAAACAAAUGAAAGAAGAUUGUGACAAAUUUUUCAUUUACUCAAUUGAAAAUUACUUAAAAUGCCUACUAAAGAGUUCCAAAUAUGAUUCGUGCAUUUAUAGAUUUGUCUCAUUAUGGUUUGAUGCCAGCCCAUCAUGUAACUUUAUACAUAUACUGGAAAACUACCUGCCAAAAGUUCCGACAUACAAGUUCGUCCCACUCAUGUACCAGCUGGCUGCAAGAAUGAAUCUCGACAAUAACAAAUUUCAGUCAUUAUUGCUUCAAUUGGUUGAAAGAUCUUCACUGGACCACCCACAUCAUGUGCUGCCCAUCGUAAUGUCUCUGGCACUAGCCAAGUAUGAUGAUGUGUACUUCAAACCCGCGAAGGCCGGCGCUAAUCAUAUCAAGAAAAAUUCAGAUGAGAGAACAAUGGCAGCUCAAAAUGUCAUCUCCAGAAUCAAACAAUACAAGAAUAUGUCCAAAAUCGUGAAUGAUUUAGAAAAUUUGAACAAGGCUUACAUUGAAUUAGCCUAUUGGAAUGUGGAUAGAUUCAAAGAAGAUUCUAAGCCGAUAAAAUUAAAUGACAAUUUGUCCCUGAAAAAAAUCCGAUCAUUGAAAUGUAUUGCGGUCCCUACAGUUCAUUUUCCAGUUAAUCCCGGUGCAAAAUAUAAAAACUUUGUAUAUGUGGAGGGUUUUGAGGGAACAUUUACGCUGGCUGGUGGCAUCAACCUACCAAAAAUUAUAACGUGCAAGGGCUCAGAUGGCAUAUCUAGAAAGCAGUUAAUCAAGGGAAGGGAUGAUUUGAGACAGGAUGCUGUGAUGCAGCAAGUUUUUCAAUCUGUCAACUCUUUCCUCAAGAACGAUGCGGAAUCAUCAAAAAGAAAUCUGCUUAUCAGAACAUAUAAGGUUGUGCCUUUGUCUCAGCGCAGUGGUCUGCUUGAAUGGUGCAGCAACACGACAACGUUUGGUCAUUACUUGAGUGCAGAUGGGCAUGGAGCUCACAUGAGGUACAGGCCUCAAGAUCUAAAACCCAUGGAAUGUCGUAGAAUGAUGACUAAAGCACAGAGUGAGACAAAUGAUCAGGUAAAACUGAAUACUUAUCUGAAAAUAUGUGAGAGGUUUCAACCAGUUUUCAGGCAUUUUUUCUUUGAAAAUUUUGCUUCCUGUGAUGAAUUGUACCACAGGAAACUUGCUUACACCAGGAGCGUUGCCACGAAUUCGAUUGUUGGUUACAUCCUCGGUCUUGGAGACCGUCACGUUCAGAACAUUCUCAUUGAUUUGAAGACAGCUGAACUCAUCCACAUAGAUUUUGGUGUGGCAUUUGAGCAGGGUUGGAAUCUGCCGACACCUGAAACCAUCCCGUUUCGACUGACUCGAGAUGUUGUUGAUGGCAUGGGAGUUGUUGGAGUGGAAGGAACAUUCAGGAGAUGCUGUGAGAAGACAAUGGUUGCCCUCCGUGCAAACAAGCAAGUGUUGCUGACCAUUCUUCAAGUGCUCCUGUAUGAUCCGCUCUAUGAUUGGUCUAUGUCCCCAUUGAAAGCUGAGCGACAUCAACCAUCCACCAACUGCACAGACAUCCCCUCAAGCAUUUCCACUGAAAAUUUCAAUUUAGAAUCAUCUGUUUUCACCGAUAAGCCCGAUGUUCGAAACAAGAUGGCCGAAAGAGUGUUACUGAGAUUAAACCAAAAGUUAUGUGGUUCGGUAGACGGCAUUCAACUCGGUGUUCAGGGACACGUCAGUAGACUUAUUCAACAAGCAAUAGACCCCACAAACUUGUCCAAACUAUUUCCAGGAUGGCAACCUUAUCUAUAA
This is a messenger RNA of Helobdella robusta, 2247 nucleotides long. RefSeq lists its product as hypothetical. NCBI's taxonomy places the organism in Eukaryota, Metazoa, Annelida, Clitellata, Rhynchobdellida, Glossiphoniidae. Gene Ontology annotation, biological process: DNA repair. Gene Ontology annotation, molecular function: protein serine/threonine kinase activity; protein binding. The record is from RefSeq and is a predicted model, not a curated record. The transcript is spliced from 17 exons. The annotation marks the transcript as partial.